CCUUCCUCAAUAGUCCAGCCUCUUGUCUUCCUUCCCACCAGCUCUGGAAGUCGGCGUUCAAGCAAAAAGGUUAUGCAUCGCCGUCGCAUCGUAUCUCUUCGCCGUCCCCGCUGAUGCGACUCUGGUGUGAACGACCGACAAAUGGGGAUAUUCUCGCGGCGGGCUCAUAUUUCUGAGGGACCACCCUGCAUAUACAUUUCAUGAGAACGGUCUAGCGUCAAACCACGCUUCGAUCUGACAUUUAUCGCACCACAGCAAUCCACUUCGUAACUUCCCCCAAUGUCACGAUAAUACUAACACAAACGUUCAUUAAUGCGGAUUGCUAGUGACGGUCGCGGUCUGGGUGUUUCCCUCUUCGAAUGCGCGGCUGUGGGGUUGCUGCCGCUUUUUGCGGUGGUGGAUGGGUGGCAAACAGUGUCGAUGCUCGCGGUUUGGAUCGGAGGAUGUGUUGUUAGACGGCGGCGUGGGGAUCGCGGGCUUCUCACGGAUUGCGCGGUGUUUGGAGUAUUGUAUGCUUCGUUGGCGCGAGACAAGUUGGUUGCGACCGUGUUGAAGAGCUGGAAUGGAUGUAGGGGCUGGGUAGAAGGGUCGCCUGGUACAUAUGCCAUCUUCAGCGUCGCGAUACCGCUAGCUCUACUCGCAUUCUUUCUGUGGCACAGAUCCCGCAGUGACGAGGACCCGUUUGCGAACGCACCUGAUGUCAGUCGAUGGAGGUCUGAUGUGGAAACGCCAAAGCCGAAGAUCUUCCCGUGCCAAACGUCGCAUGCUCGAAUCUUUCCGAAGCGCCAUGCGUUCGCAUACUCAUACCUCCAGUGCGGGUUUCCCAUCGUCUCGAGUGGGCAUAAAUACCAGGGGAUAGAGUUCGCAAGCGGAGAGGACCAAACUUUGGGUAAAUGGUGGUUGCGAAUAAGAGCGGAGGAUUAUCUGGAACGAGGUGGCGGCAGAUCUGGAUUUUACUGGAAGCUGAGGUCAUACAUGCGGGCUCAGCAUGUUGAAGAUUCGGAAUGGGAGUACGCUUACUUGGUGACGGCACCGCGCUUCUUCGGCUACGCGUUCAAUCCGGUUUCGUUCUGGUAUAUCUACGAUCGCGAGCAUCAGCUUGUAAAGAUGAUACUUGAAGUCAACAACACAUUCGGAGAAAGACGCAUGUAUCUGCUUGACGGGUCGAGUCCUGCGAGUCCGCCGCGCACAUCUGAUUCUGAGCAGACGUCUGGAUCAGAAGGAAAUGGUUCGCAGGUACCUAUUGGGUCGAAGUCGAAGUUCACUGAUGUAUGGAUGAAAGAUUUCCACGUUUCUCCGUUCAACUCUCGAAAGGGCUCAUAUGCACUGAAAGCCCAGAACCCUUUCCCGUCUGUGGACUGUGAGAACCCUUUGAUCGACAACACCAUUACGCUCAAGUCUUCCAAGGAUCAUGGAAAGCUCGUAGCUCGCCUCUUCUCUACCGGAAAGGCUAUUGAUCCGGAUCAAUUGGGUUUCUUCGGAACUCUGCGAUUCAUUCUGAGUUGGUGGUGGGUAGGUCUUGUAACGUUCCCGCGCAUCGUCAGAGAAGCUGGCAAGAUCUUUUUCAAGAGGAAGCUGCACGUCUGGUUCCGGCCAGAGGUGCUAACGUCGAGCGUUGGCCGACUGCCCAUGUCGGCUGAGAUAACACUCUACAAAGUAUUCAGAAACUACCUACACAUACUCGUAAACCAGACCGAAGUAGACUUUUGCAUCACGUUCAAAGCGUCGAUUCCCAACGUCCCCACCGACAAGAUCGCCACGACAUACGCCCCUGGUCGCAAUCGACCGUACAAGGAAAUCGAGAUUCGUGUGCUCACGCCAGCAUUCUACUCACGACUCAUCCACUAUACGUACAUCUCCGAGGCCAUCGAUCGCGAAUGCAUUUUCACCGACGAACGGAACCGGACGCUGUGGAUGUGUCGUCCUCACCUCCUACCUUUGCUACUCUCCGAGGGCUCAUCAAUACGCCUCAAAGAUGAGGACACGCCGCGAGUCCGAAGAAGCUACCUGGACGAGCUCAGAUGGUGGUUGCUCAAGAAACUCAGGUGUCCGCCCGCCGACCCUGCAUACUCGGUCACGCCGCAAAGCUCCGCGGUCAAUGUGGAUGACAUUCGCGCCAGACCAUUCUCCGAGUUGGAUAGAUAUGUCCGGGGUUACUUCGGACAGCAGUACGCUUGUGAGUACCGGAGGACCGUUACCAAGCUUUUCUUGGCACAGCGCUUCUGUUUUGGGUUUACAGAGAUAGUUGGGCUGGUGGAUCUGGUGAUCAGGAUCUUGCUGUGUUAUGUUGCUGCUCAGCAGCUGAUGAGUUGGGGUGCGUCGACGCCGGGGUUGCUGUCAGCUGAAUGCCUAAAAGGUUUGGUGAUGAGAAGGGAUUGGUCGGCAUGCUCUAACGUGCUUAUGAUGGAUCACUGGGGUUGGUGGUCUUUAGGGAAGAGUGCGUUGGCGGUGUACUCGUGUCAUAUGUAUGAGUCCUUGAAGGGUUACAGAUGAAACCUAGACCUCUCCUCUCAACUACAAUUCAAUUCGUCAACAUA
Alternaria rosae is the source of this 2537-nucleotide messenger RNA. RefSeq lists its product as uncharacterized. The coding region runs from base 313 to 2493 and encodes 726 amino acids. The transcript has 2 exons. Lineage: Eukaryota; Fungi; Ascomycota; Dothideomycetes; Pleosporales; Pleosporaceae. The record is from RefSeq and is a predicted model, not a curated record.